Messenger RNA from Nothobranchius furzeri (turquoise killifish), 336 nucleotides. It is a transcript of the gene colec12, whose product is annotated as collectin sub-family member 12. Gene Ontology annotation, molecular function: signaling receptor activity. The record is from RefSeq and is a predicted model, not a curated record. Lineage: Eukaryota; Metazoa; Chordata; Actinopteri; Cyprinodontiformes; Nothobranchiidae.
AACACACUUAACCCUUCUGUUUAGAGUAAUUGCGCUCAGCAGUAAAGAUAAAAAAAGCCGAAGCAUUGAGGAACAUCUGGGCGCAGACGAUGCGCCCAGAUGUGAGGAACACGUGCUUUGCUCCAGCAGCCCUACAGGCGCACCACACAUUUGGAUUCCUUCCCUUUUCCAGCCUCCCCAUGUUGCUGCUGCGGGUACCACUCCAGACCCGAGCUGGUUUCAAGUCUCCCCAACAAACCAGGAAGGAUACCUGCAGAUUCAAGGUGCUCAAGAGGAGUUUUCAUGCAAACACCAGUGCGAUGCUGUGGAUGUGACUUCAGGCUGCAGCCAUGAAAG